Ochotona princeps (American pika) is the source of this 4164-nucleotide messenger RNA. RefSeq names its product structural maintenance of chromosomes 4 (gene SMC4). Gene Ontology annotation, cellular component: chromosome. The record is from RefSeq and is a predicted model, not a curated record. The transcript is spliced from 24 exons. Gene Ontology annotation, molecular function: protein binding; ATP hydrolysis activity; ATP binding. Bases 158 to 3991 code for a protein of 1277 amino acids. Lineage: Eukaryota; Metazoa; Chordata; Mammalia; Lagomorpha; Ochotonidae. Gene Ontology annotation, biological process: mitotic chromosome condensation.
CGAAGAUGGCGGGGGGGGGGAACGGUCGCACUUUUUUUUUUUUUUCAAAUUGGGGGUUCCCAGAAGCCAUUGCGCGCGUUUGUAACGAAUUUCCGUUCGAGUUUGUAUUUUAGGCGCCAUUUUCGAGUGAAGGACCCGGAGCCGAGGCAGCGCCACCAUGCCGCGCAGAGGCACCCAGCCCUCCACCGCCCGCAGCCGCGACGACGGGCCGGCCGCCCUGGACGGCAGCGACGCGGAGCCCGAGAGCCCGGCCGCGGACGCAGAGGCGCCGGGCGAGGAGGUGGACAGCAGAACCCUGGCCGAGAUUCUGAGCAGCAUUCCUCCUCCCCCGCCCCCGGCCAUGGCCAGUGAGGCCGGCGCGCCGCGGCUCAUGAUCACGCACAUCGUCAACCAGAACUUCAAAUCCUACGCCGGGGAGAAAAUCCUGGGACCUUUCCAUAAGCGCUUUUCCUGUAUUAUUGGGCCAAAUGGCAGUGGCAAAUCCAAUGUUAUCGAUUCUAUGCUUUUUGUGUUUGGUUAUCGAGCACAAAAAAUAAGAUCUAAAAAGCUCUCAGUACUAAUACAUAAUUCUGAUGAACACAAGGAUAUACAGAGUUGUACUGUAGAAGUUCAUUUUCAAAAGAUAAUUGAUAAGGAAGGAGACGAUUAUGAAGUGGUUCCUGACAGUAACUUUUAUGUAUCCAGAACGGCCUACAGAGACAAUACUUCUGUGUAUCACAUCAGUGGGAAGAAAAAGACAUUUAAGGAUGUUGGAAUUCUUCUUCGAAGCCAUGGAAUUGACUUGGACCAUAAUAGGUUUUUAAUCUUGCAGGGUGAAGUGGAACAGAUUGCUAUGAUGAAACCAAAAGGCCAGACUGAACACGAUGAGGGUAUGCUUGAAUAUUUAGAAGAUAUAAUUGGUUGUGGACGACUAAAUGAACCUAUAAAAGUUUUGUGUCGGAGAGUAGAAAUCCUUAAUGAACACAGAGGAGAGAAGCUGAACAGAGUUAAGAUGGUGGAAAAGGAAAAGGAUGCCUUAGAAGGAGAAAAGAACACAGCGAUUGAAUUUCUUAAAUUGGAAAAUGAAAUUUUUAAGCAAAAGAAUCAUGUUUGUCAGUAUUACAUUUAUGAUCUGCAGAAACGAAUUGCUGAAAUGGAAACUCAGAGGGAAAAAAUUCAUGAAGACACCAAAGAAAUUAAUGAGAAAAGCAAUGUACUAUCAAAUGAAAUGAAAGUUAAGAAUAAAGCCGUGAAAGAUGUAGAGAAGAAACUGAAUAAAAUUACGAAAUUUAUUGAAGAAAAUAAAGAAAAGUUUACACAACUAGAUUUGGAAGAUGUUCAAGUUAGGGAAAAACUAAAACAUGCUACAAGUAAAGCCAAGAAACUGGAGAAACAGCUCCACAAAGACAAAGACAAGGUGGAAGAAUUUAAAAGUAUACCUGCCAAGAGUCAGAAUAUCAUAACUGAAACCACAAAUAGAAACAAAGCCCUUGAAAAGGAGAAAGAGAAGGAAGAGGAAAAGCUAAAGGAAGUCAUGGACAGUCUGAAGCAGGAAACACAAGGACUUCAGAAAGAAAAAGAAAACCGGGAGAAAGAACUUAUGGGUUUCAGCAAAUCAGUAAAUGAAGCACGGUCGAAGAUGGACGUGGCCCAGUCAGAACUGGAUAUCUAUCUCAGUGGACACCACACUGCCGUGUCUCAGCUGAACAAGGCCAAGGAGGCUCUGCUUGCGGCUUCGCAGACCCUCAAAGAGAGGACAGGCGCAAUCAGAGACAUAGAGGCCAAACUGCCUCAGACCGCGCGAGAGCUCAAGGAGAAAGAAAAAGAACUUGAAAAACUCACAGAAGAAGAAAUACACUUCAAAAGUGUGGUUCAUGAGCUUUUCCAGAAAGUUGAAGAAGCGAAAAGUUCAUUAGCGAUGAAUCGAAGUAGGGGCAAAGUGCUUGAUGCGAUAAUUCAAGAGAAGAAGUCUGGCAGGAUUCCAGGAAUAUAUGGACGACUGGGGGACUUAGGAGCCAUUGAUGAAAAAUACGAUGUUGCUAUUUCAUCCUGUUGUCACGCAUUAGACUACAUUGUUGUUGAUUCUAUUGAUACAGCCCAGGAAUGUGUGACCUUCCUAAAAAGACACAACAUCGGAGUUGCAACCUUUAUAGGCUUAGAUAAGAUGGCAGUAUGGGCAAAAAAAAUGCACAGAAUCCAAACUCCUGAAGAUACGCCUCGGCUGUUUGAUUUGGUCAAAGUAAAAGAUGAGGGAAUUCGCCAAGCUUUUUACUUUGCCUUACGGGAUACCCUGGUAGCUGACAACUUGGAUCAAGCCACGAGAGUAGCAUACCAGAAAGACAGAAGGUGGAGAGUGGUGACUUUACAGGGACAGAUCAUAGAACAGUCAGGUACUAUGACUGGUGGCGGAAGCAAAGUCAUGAAAGGAAGAAUGGGUUCAUCGGUUGUUGUCGAAAUCUCUGAGGAACAGGUAAAUAAAAUGGAAUCACAGUUGCAGAGAGACUCUAAAAAGGCAGUGGAAAUCCAAGAACAGAAAGUACAGCUUGAAGAGGCCGUGGUUAAGUUACGGCACAGUGAACGAGAAAUGAAGAAUACACUGGAGAAGUUCACUGCGAGCAUCCAGCGUUUAUCAGAGCAAGAAGAAUAUUUGAAUGUCCAAGUUAAGGAACUUGAAGCUAAUGUACUUGCUACGGCCCCUGAUAAGAAAAAGCAGAAAUUGCUAGAAGAAAAUGUUAGUGCUUUCAAAAGAGAAUACGAUGAUGUGGCUCAGAAAGCUGGUACUGUGGAAGCUGAGGUGAAACGAUUGCACGAUAUGAUUGUAGAAAUCAAUAACCACAAGCUCAAGGCCCAACAAGACAAACUUGAUAAAAUCAAUAAACAAUUAGAUGAAUGCGCUUCUGCUAUUACAAAAGCCCAAGUGGCAAUCAAGACAGCUGACAGAAAUCUUAAGAAAGCACAAGAGUCUGUCACUCAAACAGAGAAGGAAAUAAAAGACACUGAGAAAGAAGUGGAAGACUUAACAGCACAACUGAAGAGUCUUGAGGAUAAAGCAACAGAGGUCAUCAAAAACACCAAUGCUGCAGAGGAGUCCUUGCCAGAGAUCCAGAAAGAACACCGCAAUCUGCUUCAGGAGCUGAAAGCGAUUCAAGAGAACGAACAUGCUCUGCAGAAGGAUGCACUCAGCAUCAAGUUGAAACUGGAGCAGAUAGAUGGCCAUAUUUCUGAACAUAAUUCUAAAAUAAAGUAUUGGCAAAAAGAGAUCUCAAAAAUAUCACUGCACCCCAUUGAAGAUAAUCCUGUUGAAGAGGUUUCCGUCUUAAGCCCAGCAGAUCUUGAGGCAAUCAAAAGUCCAGACUCCAUAACAAAUCAGAUUGCGCUUUUGGAAGCUCAGUGUCACGAAAUGAAACCAAAUCUUGGUGCCAUUGCAGAGUAUAAGAAGAAGGAAGAAUUGUAUUUGCAACGGGUAGCAGAAUUGGACAAAAUUACUUAUGAAAGGGAUAACUUCAGACAAGCAUAUGAAGAUCUUCGGAAACAAAGACUCAAUGAAUUCAUGGCUGGUUUUUACAUUAUAACAAAUAAAUUAAAAGAGAAUUACCAGAUGCUGACCUUGGGCGGCGAUGCGGAGCUGGAGCUGGUGGACAGCCUGGAUCCUUUCUCGGAAGGCAUCAUGUUCAGUGUCCGGCCGCCUAAGAAGAGCUGGAAGAAGAUCUUCAACCUUUCGGGGGGAGAGAAGACGCUCAGCUCCUUGGCCUUGGUGUUUGCUCUCCACCACUACAAACCCACUCCCCUGUACUUUAUGGAUGAGAUUGACGCGGCCCUGGAUUUUAAAAACGUGUCCAUUGUUGCAUUUUAUAUAUACGAACAAACCAAAAAUGCCCAGUUCAUAAUUAUUUCUCUUCGUAACAACAUGUUUGAGAUUUCAGAUAGACUUAUUGGGAUUUACAAGACGUACAACAUAACAAAAAGCGUAGCUGUCAACCCAAAAGAGAUCGCAGCUAAAGGACUGUGCUGAAUGUGUUCAGAGUGAAGACUUCACACUCAGUGGGUGUACGUUUCGUGUAUUAUAUUGCUUAAUUUCUAUUCGUAACAAGCUGUAUGUAUAUUCCUAAACUAGAUCAUAAAUCUUGUUUCUAUUUUGUCCUGUAAAUUAAGUCGUAAGUCCAAUAAAAUAUUCUUUGUACAAGC